AAAAACUCAGCUAGUGACCUUCUCAUGCUUACACAUUAGGAGCGCAAUUCAUGCCAGUAUUAGUUUUUACGUCUGAUCUGAAAUGACAGCUUUUACGCCUUAUCUUGCGGAAAUUGCUGAUAUCGUCUGCCGGUUAUGUCGAUGUGCAAGCAAUACCGGGCUUGGAAACCUCUUGAUAUUAUCUGGAGAUGAACCCGUAGCUUCAAACCAUGUGUCUGCAGCACAUAAUAUUGCCCUAAAGUCCCUCUGGGGUGAAACACUUGCGAGGCUCGGAUCCACAAGCCCAGCUCAAACCAAUCCAACGCCAAGUUGGCAAGACAUUGGCGAAUUUCGGGCGCUGAUGGUCGACGAGUCCGAAGCCAUCACUCUGAUUAUCCGCCACAUGUUCGUGAUGGCAAUGAAACAACCAGAAAAACUGCCAGCUGCAGUGCCGGAAAUUUCUGUCGGACUCGAUAACUGCCUAAGAUCACUGAAGACGUUAGAAGCUACCACCUUGCUUGGUGCAAUCCUGUUUCAAGACUCCGCAGGUAUAGGAUCCCAGGAGCGACUGAUACUGGCAGUCGCAGAGUUGGUGGCAGUUGUGUGUGAAUUCUUCCGAUGCCUUGGAGCUUUGAUGACCACCUCCAGGAUUGCGGAGGUGCAAAGUGGUACUGGGGACGGUGGCAUGAGAGCCGGAAAUGUACAAAUGAAGACAGCCAAAACGUUUGUACAGAAGGCGAUGAAGGCUGGCAAGUUCCUUAACUCUCGGCGAAAUUCAUUCGCGAGUGUGCGAGGUGCAGCGGCUCCCUCUGCCGAGAAGAUAGCCGAGAACAGCCCAAUAAAAGACGCAAACACAGACAUCUGGGCUGUACAAGAGAAGCUACAAGAGCUCAACCAGUGCGGCAAAGCCCUCGUCAGUGCUCUUAAUACUUUUUUGAAUGUAUUGUUGUCAGUGGAGCGUCAUCUUGUGCUUCAACGCGCAUCGUCCUCUCUGGCAAAUGGUGGUGACAAGAAGAGCGGGAUCCGACGUCUACGAGAUGCUUUGGAAAAUGUACUCAGGAGUCAACAAAUCAGUGAUGUGGAUUUAGAAGACACUAAUCUGUCGGCCUCUGAGCAUGUGAGAGAAGUCAGUCGAGAUUCGUUCGGAGAGGAGCCACUGCAUGUACGUAGGUCAAAGACUGUCAGAAGGCGAGCUAAAUCCCUGGAGAGAGUAUCAACGCUGGAAUCUUGCUCGUCCCUUGAAAGUGAUCACCACCGUACGGGGAAACAAGGAGAAGAAGAAACGUCUUUCAACUUUAAAAUGGGAAUGAACUCUACUCCUGGAGAACUACUAAAUUCUGUGCAGACUUUGUACACAGAAGGGGAAGACCCUCCUGAGGGUAACGAAUCAGCUGCCUCAGUCAGGAGACCUCGCUCAUUAUCCCAUCCCACCGAAGCUGUUUCGUCAGGUCGUUUGUCAUUCCCGACUCAACGGCGCGCAACAGGACCGAGUCAACUGCGGCAGGAAAUAUCGGCCGAGCCUACACCGCAUGCGAACAUUUCAACAAGCCAUACUGAAUUGCCUUCCGCAGCCCCGGACAUAUGGAGUUCUCAGUCUGCCUUGCCCUCCCCAUAUGAAGACCUUCUGAGGCAUAUCGAAGAGAUUGAACAAACUCAACUUGAAAUGCUCAAACAGUCAACACAACAUAAUCAACGGUCACCUGCAACCCAGCCAAAAACUGCAACAUAUAUUGCCGCCCCUAAGAUUGGCUCACUACCUUCAACCUUCUCGAUUGCCAAAUCCCCGAUGGGCGGCCAGAUCAUCAAUGUCGGUAUCAACAAAAGAGGCAUGGUAGGAAGCCCUUCUUCAACGACGUCCCUAAUGAUGCCACCCCCUCCGCACCAUGUGCACCCGAAAAUUGCGGUAGCGCAGAUCAAGAAAGAGUGGGAACCAAGUUUGACUGUCAAAAGGCAGCUCCUGAGACAAGAUUCCGGAAUGACUUCGUGGAAACUGUGUGUGGCCAAGCUUUCGCAUUCAAGCCAUUCAUUGUUGAUAUUCCCAAGUGGAAGAGCGACUGUCAAGGACAUGGACUUUCCCGUGAGGGACCCAGAGUUGUCCGGAGCGAGUCCCAUAGCCGCGUAUAACCUCCGUAAUGCCGUGAUAGAGAAGGCAUCCAAUGUACCCAGACAUAAGGCAAUACGUGCACGCCUAAUGAACGGAGUGAACGUUCUCAUUGAUGUUGGGUCCGAUGCCCGGCUCGAAGAUUGGAUGUAUGCAAUGAGACGUAUUGCAGAAGAUGAAUCGGCUACCGCCCCGUCUCGGAGGGAUAGCGCGCUUCCGAAAGGACGGGAUAGUCGAGUAAAUAGCUCCACAUAUUUGUCAUACCCAUCCGCCUCAAGUUUUGUAAUCUAGUGCCCAGGCGGCGGAACAAGAUCAGAGGGUGCUUUACAACAAUUAGAAAUAUAGACUGCGCAUUCCCUC
Spizellomyces punctatus DAOM BR117 is the source of this 2440-nucleotide messenger RNA. RefSeq lists its product as uncharacterized. Bases 83 to 2371 code for a protein of 762 amino acids. Lineage: Eukaryota; Fungi; Chytridiomycota; Chytridiomycetes; Spizellomycetales; Spizellomycetaceae. The transcript has 4 exons. The record is from RefSeq and is a predicted model, not a curated record.